ACAGAUGAGGAACACAACACAGUCCACUACAGAGAGAGAAACUAGUGUUAGUUUACUGAAUGUGGAAAUGAAAAUAUAGAAAAGGGUAAAACUCUGAAAAUAUGCAUAAUAAUGUCUGGAAUUGUGAAUGAUGGUAUGGAUAAAGGUUCAAUAAUGGACUCAGAAGACCGAAUAGAAAGGACUGUUGAUAUCUACGUCAGUGCAGAGGCUGUAAGAGACAUGAAACAUAAGAAAGAGACAGAAGACUUCAACACAGAAGAACCCCGAACACCUCGACACACAGAAGACUUCAACACAGAAGAACCCCGAACACCUCGACACACAGAAGACUUCAACACAGAAGAACCCCGAACACCUCGACACACAGGAAGUGAUGGUGUGAUGAUCUCCAGAGCAGCUGGUGUGUGUUUGGGGCUGAUGUGUGUUCUUCUGAUGACUGCAGUCAUAGUGUUGUGUUUCAUCUUCACUCAAGAGAGACAACAGCUACUAACCAACAAUAUGAGCCUCACUCAAGAGAGACAACAGCUGCAGACUAAUAUCACCAACCUCACAGAAGAGAGACAACAAUUACUAACCAACAAUAAGAACCUCACAGAAGAGAGACAACAAUUACUAACCAACAAUAAGAACCUCACAGAAGAGAGACAACAGCUACUAACAAACAAUAGGAAGCUUAAGGAAGAGAGAGACCAGUUGAAAUCAGAAAUAAUUGAUCUUCAGAAGAAGUUUGCGGAUGGAUGGAAGUGUCAUCAAUCCAGUCUUUACUUCUUUUCCUCUGAGAAGAAGAACUGGGAUGAGAGCAGAAGAUACUGUAGAGAGAGAGGAACAGAUCUGAUCAUCAUCAACAACAGAGAGGAACAAGAUUUUGUGAAGAACAUUACUGGUAGUUCUGAGCAUUUCUGGAUUGGUUUGACUGAUAUUGAAGUGGAGGGCAGCUGGAAAUGGGUUGAUGGCAGCACACUGACCUCUGGGUUCUGGGCGUCUGGAGAUAAACAGCCAGACAACUAUCAGGGAAAUGAAGACUGUGCUAACACUCGUUCAUCAGAAUGGUAUGAUACUAGUUGUGAUGGUAGUGUUAAAUGGAUCUGUGAGAAGAGGAUCCUUAAAUGAUACAUUAUAAUAAAAAUGUACAUAUAUGCAUUAUGAACAAAUAAAUGUCAGCAAUUUUACCUGUUUUUUU
Carassius auratus (goldfish) is the source of this 1180-nucleotide messenger RNA. RefSeq names its product asialoglycoprotein receptor 1-like. NCBI's taxonomy places the organism in Eukaryota, Metazoa, Chordata, Actinopteri, Cypriniformes, Cyprinidae. The coding region runs from base 112 to 1110 and encodes 332 amino acids. The record is from RefSeq and is a predicted model, not a curated record. The transcript has 5 exons.